This is a messenger RNA of Effrenium voratum, 1251 nucleotides long. The record is from the annotation of a GenBank genome assembly. Lineage: Eukaryota; Dinophyceae; Suessiales; Symbiodiniaceae.
AUGAACGCGCUCUUCCCGAGCACCUUGCAAUGCGUGGAGAUCCCCGAGAAUUGCGCCGUGCCCGGGGGUGCUGCCACCGAAGGUAAGGCGCCUAAGACUGCUCGCCGCAAGGCCGGCACUACCGAGGAUUUAGAUGAGGAGGAAGAAGACGACGACGAGGACGAGGAGGAGGAAGUUCCGCCAGUGCCCGGGCAAGAUCUGGGGGAGAUCUUCUGCAUCGAGGAGACGGAGGUCUGCGAUUUCCUGAUCCGGCCCGGCUCCGAGCUGCUCCUGUGCAAGGCAGGCCUGGAGCGGCUGCUGGGGCCCAUCGCCCACGCGGUACUCGGCCACCGCCGGGCCUUCGAUGCGCAGAUCUCGCAGGAGUUCAGCGGGGAGCUGCUGCGGGAGGCCGCCCAGCGCCGCGCGGAGCUGAACCGCGCCAGGUGGUCCCAGGACAAGAGCCGCUUGGCGUGCCGCCAGCCCUUGCCCACGGCUUCAGAGAAGCAGCUGGUGUUCAACUUCGAGGCCUGGGCGAAGCGGCGAAGCGCUUUGAACGAAACGGAGGCACUGCGGAGGAUCCUGGACCAUAUCUACGACCACACCACCCAGAUGCAGCGUCUUACCUCAGAGAUCAACUCAGACUCGGAGGACAACUCUGUGCUGGGCUCCUUUGUGUCCUCGCUGCCGCCGAUCAAGCCCGGCUCUCGAGGGUCUGCAAGAGUAUCCGCAGACGACGAUGACGACGACAGCAAGAGCAGCAAGAGCAGCAAGAGCGAAGGCGCUUCUAGCACUUCCUCCCUGACGGCCAGCUCGCAGAUGGCGCCCUCCCUGAACCCUUCGCUGAUGCGUGCGCGUGACAACUCGAUUUCAGACGAGGAGGAGCUGCACCUUGCGGAGAACCCGCCGGCGCGGCGCCGGGCCAGUCUGCACUGGGUGGAGCUGCGGCAAUCCGCGAAGCUCCUGCUCUGGGCCAAGCAGAAGCGGCGCCGGGGUGUGAUGGCCUCCCUGCCCGAGAUGGAGGCGCCGAUCGAGGCAGUCACUUCUUCCAUCCGCUUGGAGGAAGCAGCACCCGACCACAAGUUGGUCCACUUCGAGGAGGGCACCGUGGAGCCUCUGCGCACCGCCCAGCGCCGGGAAUGGCGGCCUCCCACGCCACACCCGCAGCAGUCCCCAGAGGCAGCGAGGCGCACAAACCCGCACAAGGCGAAGGAGCGCUUUCAGAAGGCCGCGCGCCGCGGCCUGAAGUUCGACUGGCUAGGUUGGGAUUCCUGA